GCCACGCCCAUUUAGGGGUGGGUCUUGUAUAAAAUUGAAGAUACUUCUCUUCUCUUCAAUGACUAGACUGCACUGUAGCUCUGCUGCUCAUGGAUAUCCACUGGAUACUCUACAGUUGUAUAGUACCUGUCACAGUGCAGGGAGUGCAGAUCUCCCUACCAUUGGUGGGCAUAUCAGUUCUGCUCAGACUAUGUGUGCUGUGGGGUAGACUCAGCUCUGGAGUCAUCAACACACUAGCUGCCCUCCUGGGAGUGGGAGCACUGUGGAUGUUCUAUCAAACUGGAGUGCUGUACUUUGCUGUGCUGUGUCUGCUGGUGUAUGUAUUACUGCAAACACUGACUAAACACAAGGGGGCAAUCGUUGCAAUUGUCUGCGUCUCUUUUCUGAUAAUCUGUGAGGGGUACAUAGAGCAGGCUGAGGUAUGGCACAGGGUCAGAGGUUCAUUCCUUGUACUCGUGAUGAAGGUGAUCUCUUUGUCCUUUGACCUCGACGUCACCACUAACAAGAGGGGAGAGAGGAUUCCCCCAACCAUCGCAGCUGUCCCUAGCUUCGACAGCUUUGUCGCCUACUGUUUCUUCCCCGGCACUUUAGUAUUUGGACCAUUUGUGACUUACACUGAGCACUCCAAAUUCCUAACCAAAUCUCCAUUGAGUGCCCCCUGGCUGUACAGCGUGCUGAGGAGCUGGCUCUUAUGUCUCCUCUGUCUGGCAAUGUCCUCCUGUGUCUUCUCAUUCCUCUUCCCUGAGCCAGCAUGGAACAAGUGGCUUGCAGCGUACUCUGCAGCUGCCUCAUUCCGAUUCAGCCACUAUUUUGUUAGCUUCCUGUCUGAGUCCACCGUCCUUGCUGCUGGCAUUGGUUACCAGACUAGCACAACAAGUACACAUCGAUCCUCCACUUCUUACUCAUGGUCAGAUUUUGCUGUAGUGCGACCAUUGUUCAUUGAGCUGCCCAGAUCUCUGGGUACCGUGGUAACCAACUGGAACCUCCCCAUGCACCUCUUCCUCAAGUCAUAUGUCUUCAAGCCCUCCAUCUCAUAUCUGGGAAAGUUUGGAGCUAUACUAUGCACUUACAUAGCGAGUGCUGUGCUACAUGGCCUAAAUUUUCAACUUGCGGCGGUUUUGCUAUCUAUUGGAGUGUACGCUUACAUUGAAAAUGUGUUGAGGUACAGGCUGAGUGUGCAUCUGAAUGCCUGUGUUAUGGACAGGCCUUGCCCUAUCAACUGUAGCCAUCAGCACAAAAAGGGGUCCCCUUUGGCGUGGAUUGUCAACAUUUUCUUCACUCUCCUGGCCAUGUUUCACCUGGCCUAUCUCGGGCUUAUGUUCGGAGCUCAAUCACACAGCGAGUCAGAGCUACAGGCAAAGGGUUUCUCCAUGUUCCACACUCUGCGUAAGUGGUCCCACCUUAACUUCCUGAGUCACUGGGUGGCACUCGUCUCCUACUUCAUCUACCUACUACUAUAAUCCUCCUCCCUCCCCUGAACAAGCAAUCAUUCCCUAAUCAGUGUACAUGAUUCAAUAUCAAUUUAAUUUGGCAAUAAUUUUGUGACAUCAAUUUUAAUAUAGAAAUAACAAUUAUUAUGAUUCAUUUUCUAUGAGUGUUUGAGAUUGUUUAUCUUUGCAAUGAGAAAUGUUCAAACGA
Messenger RNA from Halichondria panicea, 1638 nucleotides. Its product is annotated as protein-serine O-palmitoleoyltransferase porcupine-like. The coding region runs from base 90 to 1460 and encodes 456 amino acids. Gene Ontology annotation, cellular component: membrane; endoplasmic reticulum. Gene Ontology annotation, molecular function: Wnt-protein binding; palmitoleoyltransferase activity. The record is from RefSeq and is a predicted model, not a curated record. Gene Ontology annotation, biological process: protein palmitoylation; lipid modification; Wnt protein secretion. The transcript is spliced from 11 exons. Lineage: Eukaryota; Metazoa; Porifera; Demospongiae; Suberitida; Halichondriidae.